Baudoinia panamericana UAMH 10762 is the source of this 459-nucleotide messenger RNA. RefSeq lists its product as uncharacterized. The transcript has a single exon. Bases 135 to 380 code for a protein of 81 amino acids. The record is from RefSeq and is a predicted model, not a curated record. NCBI's taxonomy places the organism in Eukaryota, Fungi, Ascomycota, Dothideomycetes, Mycosphaerellales, Teratosphaeriaceae.
GCUAAAGAGAAUUGGUUACAAGGAGGAGCGACAAAGUUGAGAGGAGGACGGUGGAAUGACCGUAACAGCAACUGUUGACGAAUUCUGCAAUCAUUUAGUUUGCCAUCCUUGCUCUGCAUGCUCUGCUUUGAUGCAUGAGCAUAGUGUCUAAUGCACGUGUUGAGCCGUUGGCCGUUGAUGCUAUGGCGGUCACCAGAUUGAAUGCUGUCCCGGGGACAGAGAUGACCGUGUCGCCUUCAUGCGUACAGGCAGGAAGCUCUUGGGAGCUACCAUUGCGUCUCCAUGAAUUACAGCUGCUAGAGUUGGCCGGCGGUGCUGCAGGACCUGAGACCCUCUAUAAAGAAGAUAGAUCGAUAACGUUAAUGGCUCCUCGACGCUGAAAUGGAUCAUGGCGUGUACUCAUUAGUAGUUUGCAAAUAAAUGUGAGGCCGUGGCGAUCGAAGUUAGGUAAGUUUUAUG